Molecule: messenger RNA, 2287 nt
Organism: Candoia aspera
Lineage: Eukaryota; Metazoa; Chordata; Lepidosauria; Squamata; Candoiidae
Product: polyhomeotic-like protein 2
Exons: 7
Coding region: 185-1171 (328 amino acids)
Biological process (GO): negative regulation of DNA-templated transcription
Cellular component (GO): nucleus; PRC1 complex
Molecular function (GO): histone binding; chromatin binding; zinc ion binding
Source: RefSeq, a predicted model, not a curated record
UGGCGGGCGGGCGGCGGCUGCUGCUGCUGCCUGGGCCUGCUGCGGAGCCCGGCCCUAGCGCGCCCGGCGCGGAUGGGGCUCUGCCGGGGCGGCCUCGGGGGCCGGGCGGCGGCGCGGCGGCGCGGGUGACUCAGAGGCAGGCCCCAGCAGCAUUCGCACGCCCCCAGAUCCCAGCAGUCCCGGAAUGACAUCGGGAAACGGGAGUGCUGCCUCCACCGUUCCCAGUGCCGCGCCCCAGAACGGGGAGAACAAGCUGCCGCAAGCAAUUGUGAAGCCCCAGAUCCUGACUCACCUGAUCGAGGGGUUCGUGAUCCAGGAAGGGGCUGAGCCGUUCCCGGUGGGUCGCUCCUCGCUGCUGGUGGGGAGCCUGAAGAAGAAGUAUGCUCAGGCUGUUUUGGCAGAGAAGCCUCAGCUGCAAGACACCACCACCACCACCGACUCUGAGAUGGAGGACCCCUACCUGCAAGAAUCCAAAGAUGAGGCGUCGCCCCCAAAGUUGAAAUGCGAGCUCUGCGGCCGCCUUGACUUCGCGUACAAAUUCAAGCGUUCCAAACGCUUCUGUUCGAUGGCAUGUGCAAAGAGGUAUAAUGUGGGUUGCACCAAGCGAGUGGGGCUCUUCCAUCCAGACCGCAGCAAGCUUCAGAAACCGAGCACGCCUUCGCACUGCCGACGCCGGCCCUGCAAGGCAGCCCUUCCACCACUCAGUAAAGAAAGCAAGAAAACGGCGCCGGCCUCCCUGCCCCCCAGUUCUGGUCCCAUUGCGGUGCCCGGCUCUCUCCAGCUUGGCCACGGGCAAGAGGACUCCAGCCGUUGCUCAGACAAUUCCAGCUACGAGGAGCCUCUCUCCCCUAUUUCGGCCAGCUCGUCCGCCUCCCGUCGGCGCCAGGGUGAGCGAGACAUGGAGUCGCCCAAUGUCCACGUGCGGGACUUGGUGGGGAUGGAGCGCCACUUCUUGCCGAGCGAACCCACCAAAUGGAACGUGGAGGACGUCUACGAAUUCAUCCGCUCCUUGCCCGGGUGCCAGGAAAUCGCCGAGGAGUUCCGCGCCCAAGAGAUCGAUGGGCAGGCGCUACUGCUGCUGAAGGAGGACCAUCUCAUGAGUGCCAUGAACAUCAAACUGGGCCCAGCCCUGAAGAUCUAUGCCCGCAUCUGUAUGUUGAAGGACUCCUAGGAGCUGGUGGCCGGUUCCAAGCCAAGGGUGGACGAUCAGCUUGGGGAAGGGAGGGGAGGGCUCAGGUGGACUUGGCCUUUGGGCCUGUACUCCCUCCUCUCACCAGGUAACUUGAGCACAAAGAGACCCCACUGGUGGAGGGGGGGAGAAGAGGCAGACCCCCGUCUUUGUGGCCAGAUGCCCCGUGGGCAGGGCCGUGGGGCCAUGUAUAUACAACAUAGUAGUCUGUAGCUUCCCUUUUGACAACCGCACCUGCCGCUCUCCUUGCUAAAGGAGGGAACACGAUGGGGAGGAGGGUGGUCCCUCCAGCAGAGGAGAAGGGAGGGUACCACCAGGCUCCCCAGCAGCCCCACCCCCCUACCCCCUUUCUGUUGGACAAAGCCUCGGGAACCUCAAAGCCAAACAGGACCGUUGCCUUAAAUUUUUGCGUAGGUGUGUGUGUGUGUGUGUGUGAUUGUGGUGCUGCAUAGUGCACUUCCCCAUCUCUCUGCCCCCACCCCCGGUCCCGUACAGCUCUUUUGGGCUCGUUGGGGCCAGCGCCGGGCUUCCUAGGCAGAAACGGAACCUCGGCAGAAGGCCGGACAAGGGUCCCCUCCAGCCUUGAUGCCUUCCUUUCUUCCCACCAUCCGUCUUUUUUUUUUUUUUUUUUUUCAUUUUUGAAAUGGGGAGUGGCCAGGUUUGAGCCACAAGAAUUGGUUGUCCUGGACUCUCCCCCUCCCCAAAAAUCUCCUUGGGAGGUGCUUCCACGGAUCUGCAACCAGUUCUCCAGCUGCCUUAAGAAACGUUUUGCAUUUAUUGCAAGCAUCAACCCCCCCAUUUGGAAAAGAAAAAAAUCCACCAAGGCAAGGCAGGAGGGGCUGGUUUUCUCUCUGGAAGAUGGGGCAGGCCUCAGGUGUGUCAAGAGUGGGUGGGCUCGCCUAGGGCGAUCAGGGAUGGAAAGGGAGGCGAGUUGGGAGUGCAGCUGAGCUGUUUCCCCCCCUGGUAGGCCGUUUGCAGUGCCUCCUCAUUUUCCCUUGUGCUGGACACUCACCAGAGCCUUCAGGGCUGCAAGCAAAGGACUUUCUAUUGUUUCUUCCACCACCUUGUUUUUAAUAAACUCCUUUGGGAAAAAAAAAA